UUAAAAUGUAAAUUUGAUGUUUUAUUUCGAUUGGUAAUAGUAUUUGCUGUUUUGCAAUGUGCGCAUCAAUCAUUCGCUUGACUAUUCUCGCUUUCACUACAAUUGUGAUUGUUGGAACGCAAAAUAUAACUUGGGAUUCCUACAAGUUUGGUUUAACCUGGCCUCCAACCUAUUGUUAUUCAUACAUACGCCCAAUACCUGAUGGAGUUACAUCCUUCACAAUUCAUGGACUAUGGCCUGAAAUUUAUCCAGACAUAAUUCCGAAUUGCACAGCGGAAGAAAAAUUCAAUUUGACACUUCUAAAUCCACUGAGACCAGAAUUAAAUCACAAAUGGCCACAUUUAAAUAAUUUGUCCGCGACAGAAAUUUUUUGGGAACGCGAAUUCGAAAAACAUGGACAGUGUGCAGUUCAAGAUCCUCUAAUAAGAAGUGUAUUUGGUUACUUCAAAACUGCUCUUGAACUUUAUAACAGAACAGAUCUUUUUAGCACACUGAGACGCUACAACAUUGUCCCCAGCAAUCAAACAAUAUAUAAUCGAACAUACCUCCAAAACGUACUGAAGAAAGAAUACGGUUAUCCAGCCUGGUUAUUAUGCAGACGAGGACGCGGGAAAAGUUACAAAAAUUACAGUUUGGAGGAGGUACGCUUUUGCAUGAACAGAUCGUUUGCAUAUAUUAACUGCAGUUCAUAUGGCAUCUGUCCGGAAGAAUUCUAUUUUAAACCAUUCUUCAAUUCAUCUGAACUUAUUAAUGUAACAAGGAGACCAAGAUGGCGACCGACCAAGAAACCAGUUACAAGGCGUACAAGAAUUUGAAUUGUACUAUGCGGUAUUAUUUUUUGUAAGAAAAUAAAAAUAUUUUGAAUAGUCGAUUCAAUAUAGUAGUAAAUAAAGGUGUAAUAUUGUCUUUUA
Messenger RNA from Schistosoma turkestanicum, 911 nucleotides. The record is from the annotation of a GenBank genome assembly. NCBI's taxonomy places the organism in Eukaryota, Metazoa, Platyhelminthes, Trematoda, Strigeidida, Schistosomatidae.